This is a messenger RNA of Belonocnema kinseyi, 669 nucleotides long. RefSeq names its product 28S ribosomal protein S2, mitochondrial (gene mRpS2). The transcript has a single exon. Gene Ontology annotation, molecular function: structural constituent of ribosome. The record is from RefSeq and is a predicted model, not a curated record. The coding region runs from base 1 to 669 and encodes 222 amino acids. Gene Ontology annotation, biological process: translation. Gene Ontology annotation, cellular component: mitochondrial small ribosomal subunit; ribosome. Lineage: Eukaryota; Metazoa; Arthropoda; Insecta; Hymenoptera; Cynipidae.
AUGUAUAUUCCAGAUGUGUCAGGAGCGGGACAGAUCAGUAUAAAUCCCUUGAAGCAUCCGGAUUUCUUUCAAGUGCACAAUCUCUUCACCGUAAAAGAUUUGUUCGAUGCUAAAGUGCAUCUAGGUCACAAAGAGGGUUCGAUGGACGAUAAAAUGCGUCCUUUCAUCUACGGAAAACGUCUAGGACAUUUAAUCAUAGAUCUCGAUCGAACUGCUGAGCUUCUCAGGCAAGCCUUAAAUUUCACCGCUCACAUCGCCUUCAGAGAAGGCAUCAUUCUCUUCGUUGCCAGAUCUCCACAAGCGACUUUUUUAGUCGAUCAAACCGCCAUCGAGUGCGGAGAGUACUCCUACACCAGAAAAUGGCAGGGUGGAAUUUUUACGAAUUCCGAAAAAGAAUUCGGAGCAGUGACAAGGCUCCCGGAUCUUUGUAUACUUUUCAACACUUUUAAUGAGAUCUCAUUACAACAUCCUGUUGUUGUCAAUGCUGCUAAAAUGUGCAUUCCCACUGUUGGAAUCGUCGAUACAAACAGUAAUCCCAAUCUAAUUACUUACCCUGUGCCAGGAAACGACGAUUCCAUUUCUGCAAUUGAACUGUAUUGUAAACUGUUUAAAGAGGCGGUUUUAAGGGGUAAACAAGCGAGGGCGAAAUUUUUUGAAAUUCCCGCGUAA